UUCAAAGUCUCUAUGGGGAGGAGUUAUGACUGAAAGCUUGUUGAAAUGUAACAGAAUUCAUGUGUCUUGAUGUACAGAAGUAGACAUGUUCUUUAGCAUCUCUCUCCUUGUAAUUUCUGUCACCCCUUUGUGUGGGGCUUUGGAGAGUGGUAUUAUUGGAGGAAAUGAAGUGAAACCACACUCCCGACCCUACAUGGUGUCUGUUCAAAUAAACAAUAAACACAUGUGUGGUGGAUUUCUAAUUCGACAUGAUUAUGUGCUGACUGCAGCCCACUGUGUAGAUGACAUUGAAUACUCUGAAAAGGACAAGCUGCAUGUAGUACUGGGAGCUCACAACAUCAGUAAAGCGGAAACCCAACAGCAGAGAAUCCCAGUGAAGAAAUACAUCAAGCAUCCCUGUUACAAGAGGAAUGAACGUCCAAAUGACAUUGUGCUACUGAAGCUGAGGUCCAACGCCAAGCUGAACAAGGACGUAAAGGUUGCUGUUCUUCCAAAAAAGAAUGAGAACCUUCCAGCCAAUCAGAUAUGUUCAAUAGCUGGCUGGGGCAAAACAAGUCAGAACAGUGCUGCAUCAAGUGUCCUAAGAGAAGUGAUGCUCAAAGUACAGUUUAACUUUGAGUGCAGAAAAAUAUGGAAUGACAGAUUUUACACUGAUAGCAUGAUCUGCACUGCUGCUAAUGGGAAAAAAGCUUUUUGUCAGGGUGAUUCAGGAAGUCCUCUUAUCUGUGGCAAUGUACCAGAAGGAAUAGCUGCAUAUACCUUUAAAAAUAAUUGCUUAGACCGCAAUUAUCCAGAGGUGUAUAUGAAGAUUUCCUACUUUAUUCCAUGGAUUAAACAAGUAAUAGGCUAGAGCUUGACCGAAGUAUUUUUUAAUAUUUUAACUUGAGAUAUUAGAAAACACAGACCACAAAUCUAUACUUAUCUUCUCAGUUUAAUGUAAAAAAAAAAAAAAAAUCUGAUUUUAUGCAUAAUUGGAAUUCAGCAAAUAAAAUAAUAAACAGUUCCAUACUGAUCCUCAAGUUUCAGCAUGCUCCACAAGGCCCCCAGAUCUUUGGAAAACUUCUUCAUGAGUCAGGUGCUAGGUGGCUUUAGUUUUUUAUCUUCUCCUCAUGUGAGUUUUUAGUGAGGACGUGUGCAUUUUACAUUUAAUCUGUUGUAUUAGUGCCAUCUUCAGGACUACUUGGGAAAAACAUUUUAGAAAUUAGUAUAAGGGGAAAAUGCUUGACUGAGAGAGGUAGUAAAUUGUUGGAGUUUCCAAAUCAGAUAUAAAGAGAGACUUAAAAGUAUCCUAUACAGAAGCACAGCUGUGACUGUAUCAGUAUUGAAGAGUACCAAAAAAUGUACUAAUACUUGGCCUGAAAAUGCUAUGAAUAUAUCCCUAAUUUAUACUAUUACAAUAAUCAGCCCAAAGCAGUGAUAGUGACCCUGGCAUGUAUUUUCAUAAUAAUAAAUGAUUUAAACAAAAAGA
Tachysurus fulvidraco (yellow catfish) is the source of this 1468-nucleotide messenger RNA. RefSeq names its product granzyme B(G,H)-like. The record is from RefSeq and is a predicted model, not a curated record. NCBI's taxonomy places the organism in Eukaryota, Metazoa, Chordata, Actinopteri, Siluriformes, Bagridae. Gene Ontology annotation, biological process: proteolysis. The coding region runs from base 86 to 850 and encodes 254 amino acids. The transcript has 5 exons. Gene Ontology annotation, molecular function: serine-type endopeptidase activity.